AUGCUGACUCGGCAAGGUGUGGAGAUACGGGUGUUGAGCCGUCAAGGCAAGUCAAUCAGGGCAAUCGCUCGCGAGCUGGGUAUUUCGCGGGAGACGGUGCGGCGGUAUUUGUCUGAACCUGUCGACAACAGGCCUAUACCCAAAACCGGGGAGGAGUUGUGUGAGGCCGUGGUGACGUGGCUAGUACGCAGCCAGGCUCUGCGGCACUGA
This is a messenger RNA of Chondrus crispus (carragheen), 210 nucleotides long. RefSeq lists its product as hypothetical. Gene Ontology annotation, molecular function: DNA strand exchange activity; DNA binding. NCBI's taxonomy places the organism in Eukaryota, Rhodophyta, Florideophyceae, Gigartinales, Gigartinaceae. Gene Ontology annotation, biological process: regulation of DNA-templated transcription; DNA recombination. The transcript has a single exon. The record is from RefSeq and is a predicted model, not a curated record. The coding region runs from base 1 to 210 and encodes 69 amino acids.